UGUGCAGAAGUCCUUCUUGUCCUGGUCGUUUUUCCCGUCUGAGUACCAGUUCCCUCUUGCCCAGAGGACAGGCGGGCCUGCGGCAUAGGGGAGGAGGAGGAAAAGGAAAUUGUCCCGGAUCCCUGCAGUUUUUCCAUAGGUUGCGGUACAACGCCAAGCAAGAGAAGAGGAAGGAAAUUAACCACAAUCACUGAAGGUCAAUUUGAGGUACUUAGUCCCCAUAUUUUCGAUCUGUCAUCCAGUAGGUCUUCUGUAGCAGGUGGCACCGAUUGAAGCGAGGAAGUUUCACAGAAUCAGCAGAGAUCCAUCUCCAGAAUCAGUAUUGUGACCUUGAAGUGGCUGAAGAACAUCACUCUUCUCAAGCCUGCACUCAGGCCCACAACCCCCUUCUCUUACUCAGAGUGACUACUCCGUUUCUUGGUCCCUGCUGUUGCCAGGGACGAUUGCAUGGGCUACGCCAGGAAAGUAGGCUGGGUGACUGCAGGCCUAGUGAUUGGAGCUGGAGCCUGCUAUUGCAUCUAUAGACUGACUCGGGGAAGAAAACAAAGCAAGGAGAAAAUGGCUGAGGGUGGCUCUGGGGAUACUGAUGAUGCUGGGGACUGUUCUGGGGCCAGGUAUAAUGACUGGUCAGAUGAUGAUGAUGACAACAAUGAGAGCAAGAGCAUAGUGUGGUACCCUCCUUGGGCUCGGAUUGGGACUGAGGCUGGGACAAGAGCUAGAGCCAGAGCAAGGGCCAGGGCUAACAGAGCUCGACGAGCUGUACAGAAACGGGCUUCCCCUAAUUCUGAUGAUACUGUUCUGUCCCCUCAAGAGCUACAGAAAGUACUUUGUUUGGUUGAGAUGUCUGAAAAGCCUUAUAUUCUUGAAGCAGCUUUAAUUGCUCUCGGUAACAAUGCUGCUUAUGCAUUUAACAGAGAUAUUAUUCGUGAUCUGGGUGGUCUCCCAAUUGUUGCAAAGAUUCUUAAUACUCGGGAUCCCAUUGUUAAGGAAAAGGCUUUAAUUGUCCUAAAUAACUUGAGUGUAAAUACAGAAAAUCAGCGCAGACUUAAGAUAUACAUGAAUCAAGUGUGUGAUGACACAAUCACAUCUCGCUUGAACUCCUCUGUGCAGUUGGCUGGACUCAGAUUGCUUACAAAUAUGACUGUUACUAAUGAGUAUCAGCACAUACUUGCUAAUUCCAUUUCAGACUUUUUUCGCUUAUUUUCAGCAGGAAAUGAAGAAACUAAACUUCAGGUUUUGAAACUUAUUUUGAAUUUGGCUGAAAAUCCAGCCAUGACUAGAGAACUGCUCAGGGCCCAAGUACCAUCUUCACUGGGUUCCCUCUUUAAUAAGAAAGAGAACAAAGAGGUUAUUCUUAAACUUCUGAUCAUUUUUGAGAACAUAAAUGACAAUUUUAAAUGGGAAGAAAAUGAACCUACUCAGAACCAGUUUGGUAAAGGUUCACUCUUUGUCUUUUUGAAAGAAUUUCAAGUGUGUGCAGAUAAAGUUCUGGGAAUAGAAAGUCACCAUGAUUUUUUGGUGAAAGUAAAAGUUGGAAAAUUCAUGGCCAAACUGGCUGAGCAUAUGUUCCCAAAGAAUCAGGAAUAACUUCUUUACUUUGUAGUUUAGAAGUAACACACAUUGUAAACUAUUCCUUUUCUCCACCUUGUUUAUAUGGCAAAGGAAUUCUUUCAGCUGCCAAUUUUGACUAAUGAAUACCAUAUUGUAUCAUCAUCGCUGAUAUUUAACCAAGUUGGUCUUCAGGUUUAAGCUGGGUGAAUGAAUAUCACUACUUGUUCUGAAAACAUGUUUGUUGCUUUUUAUCUCGCUGCCUAGAUUGAAAUAUUUUUACUAUUUCCUCUGCAUAAGUGACAGUGAACCAACUCAUCAUAAGUAAGCUCCUUUUUGUCCUUUGCAGUGAUUUAAUUUGUACAUCAUCAAUAGACUUGUGUGUUAAUGCCAGAAAGGGGAAAAAAGGAAUAGAGAAACUAUCCUUGUCCUUUGGUUUAUGGUAUAGUUGGAGAGAUAAGAAAUAAACCAAAAACAAACAGAAUAUCUAGAACAUGCAGUCAUUGUCAGAUGUGUGCCCUCAAAGCCCAGAUGAAGCAAAGCUUCUGUGGAUGCACAAGUCAACUAAAGCUUCAUGGAGGACAUGCCAUUGAAAAUGAGUUCCCAGUAGGGUGGGGGACUUAGGAAAUUCCAGGCUAUAGGAGUCAGGGGGAGUAGUGUGAGAAAGAUGUUGAGAUAGGAGCCUUCUUCCUGUGGCAGGCAGAAGAGCAGUCUGCUUAGAGUGGAGAGUGUGGGAAAUAGGAUUAAAUGAGUUUGCAAAGCGAGGUGAAGUCAAUUGUGGAUGGGUGUUUGAAUAUUAUCCUACUGAACACCUAGCACCAUUAAAUAUUUUUGACUAAAUAAGUAUGAUCCAUAUAAAUGUCUCCCUAUCUCUCCUACAGUGCAGCAUCAAGGAUGGUGCAGCAAAAUGCACCUUUUCACACUCUGAUGAUGGUGAUUUGGUAAUGUGCAUCAUUAAGCCUUAAAAUAUGUAAACCUUUAGUCCUAAGGAAGUAACUGAAUACUUGGCCAAAGAUUCUAUGUGCAAGACUGUUUCACAUCAGCACAGUCUAAGGUAGUGCAAAUUGGAAGCAAUUUCAGUGUUUAGCAUAGUGCAUUGUUUAAAUAAAUUUAGGAAUGACUGCACCAUAGGACAUGAUAAAGAUGCUGAUGGAAAUCUAUACUGCCAGGGAAAGACAUUCAUCAUGCAUUUUUAAUUGAGAAAGGUAAGUUAGAUAGCAGUAUUCAUAGUAUGAUUUUGUUGGGGGGGAUACUAAAUCAUCUUUAAAAAGAUAAAAAAAACUAUGGAAUUAUAUACAGGCAAAUAGUAACAAUAAUUAUCUUUGGAUAAAGGAUAAUCAGUGAUCUUUACUUUUUUACUUUUUCUUAAUCUCUAUGUUCUUAUUUAUCUAAAAUAAAUAUUAAUUUUUAGGAAAUGUAUGAGAAAGAAAACUAUUGGGAAUGAAGCAGGUGAUUAAUGUGAGAAGAAAAAAUAUUUAGACUGAAAAUGAGGUGGGUUUGAAGUUUUACCUUUGAAAUGAUAGAUGAGUGGUGAAGGGCUCAUUGCAAGGAUUAAAUGAAAUGAUAAUUACAAAGUACUUCUACUAUUCUGGCAUGUAGCAGUUAAGAAAAGUGAAUAACCUUAAGUAUCUAGAAUGUAGGGGUGAUAAUUUUUUGGUUGACCUUUGUUUCACUGGGACAUUCUGCUAUGUUUCAAUGUCAUUUAAUAAAUAAUAUCAAUAAAGGUUAACAUUUAUUAAGUGA
This is a messenger RNA of Dipodomys ordii (Ord's kangaroo rat), 3291 nucleotides long. RefSeq names its product armadillo repeat containing, X-linked 3 (gene Armcx3). The coding region runs from base 448 to 1587 and encodes 379 amino acids. The record is from RefSeq and is a predicted model, not a curated record. The transcript is spliced from 4 exons. Gene Ontology annotation, molecular function: protein binding. Gene Ontology annotation, cellular component: mitochondrion. NCBI's taxonomy places the organism in Eukaryota, Metazoa, Chordata, Mammalia, Rodentia, Heteromyidae.